UUGCCGAUUUCGUCAUUGAAUAAGCGGGGGUGGGAAAGGAGAGAGAGAGAGAGAGACGGAGACUCUGGGACCUAGUGGCGCUACUCGCCGAGGAAUCAGUCUCAGGCGCAGCCCCCAACAUCAGCAACCCCCCAGGCCAGAAGUUGUUAAAAAAAUCAGUGUUUAAUUUGCAGAUCUGCAAGGAGAAGAGGGGAAAAGGACAGAGAGAGAGAGGCUGACAGCAGGGGGAGGACACAAGGAGAGAGAGAGAGAGAAAGAGAAGGCGAGUGGAAAUUAACCAGGGCAGAGUUUGCUCGGCUCCCGGCCCCAGGAUUCAUGUCCGCGGCUGCGGGAAGGUGUCGCUGACCGGCGGCUGCCCGGACAUCACAGCGGCCGUUGUCUGCAACUUGAGCGCUGGGUGACAGUCAAUCCGUGGCCGAAGAGAGAGGGGGGGACAUGACAUCCAGCUGAUCGAGAGAGGGGAGGAACAGGAAAAGCAGGCAGGCAGGCAGGCAGGCAACCCGCCGCCGCCGCUGGAAACUAGCGUGAAACCCGCUGCAAAAUCAACCUUUCACCGGGCAAGCGGGACACACGAACAGCGGGAGAUGUCUGUACCAAAUGUACUUGCUAAAGCCUUGUACGAUAAUGUGGCUGAAUCACCAGACGAGCUGACGUUUCGCAAAGGGGACAUCAUGACGGUUUUGGAACGGAACACCGGGGGCUUGGACGGCUGGUGGCUCUGCUCUCUACACGGACGGCAAGGUAUCGUGCCCGGAAACCGGCUCAAGAUCCUGGUGGGAAUGUACGACAAGAAACAGCCGAACUCCAGCCAAGCACUGCAGCACCCCCAGUCACCACAGCCUUACCAGCAGCAGAAUGUUUACCAAAUGCCAUCUCAGUCCUCGCAGUACACAGCCAUGCACCCAGCCUACGCACCCCAGGGUGACGAUGUCUACAUGAUGCCCUCGUCCAACAAAGCGCAGCAGAGCGUGUAUCAGGUCCCCCCCAACCUGCAGAACCAGUCGAAUAAGUACCCAGCCACCCCAACGAAGCAGCAGCAACAGACCAUGUAUCAGAAGUCCACAUCUCAAGGCCAGUUGACCCAGUCCAUCAACUCAAGCCAGGAGAUUUACCAGGUGCCUCCGUCUAUGAAUCAACCCCAGGACAUCUACCAGGUCCCAUCAAUGAGUCCACCUCAGGAUAUCUAUCAGGUGCCCCCAUCCAUGGGCCCUGCACAGGACAUCUACCAAAUACCUCCAUCUAUGAAUCCAUCCCAGGACAUCUAUCAGGUGCCCCCUUCCAUGAAUCCAACCCAGGACAUCUACCAAGUGCCCCCUUCCAUGAAUCCAACCCAGGACAUCUACCAAGUGCCCCCUUCCAUGAAUCCAACCCAGGACAUCUAUCAGGUACCUCCUUCCUUGGAGAAGAGGAACUGGGAAGGAACAAAACCAGUUGGAAAGGUAGUCCUUCCAACUAGAGUUGGAGGCGUUUAUGUUUAUGACACACCUCCGCAGAUGGAGCAAGAUGAAUACGACAUCCUUCCAUCGAGAAAUCUCCCUCCAGCUACUCAGCAGGAGAUUUAUGAUGUGCCUCCAAAUCGAGGAGGAACAGAAUCUACUGGCAAUCAAUAUGGGCAAGAGGUCUACGACUUCCCUCCAUCCGUGAGCAAGGACAUUCCCGAUGGCCUUGUCUCAGAAGAUACGUAUGACGUCCCGCCAUCCUUCUCCCACAGGACAUCGAAGAGUCCAGAUUCCAUGAGAUUUGUCCCCCAGGCCCCCGUGGCACACGACAACUAUCCCGUCGAUGAUGUCUACGAUAUACCUCCGCCAGCCGGGAAACUUGCAGACACGUCCCUCAACCAGGAGAUCUACGACGUCCCUCCCAACCAGAAGCUUCUUGUAUACCAGACGUCCCUACAAGACAUUUACGAUUUUCCAAGGGAUCUCGGAGUCCCGACCUCUGGAGGGAAGGUCCUCUCCAACGAGGAGCCAGCUGGAGAUUAUGUCUACGAUGUGCCGCCUCAGGUAUGCAGAGAUGCCGCAACGGAAGAAACCACCAACAGCUACAAGAGGCAUUCGGCUUCCAGCACAGGGAGUACAAAGAGCAAUAUUUCGACGUCUUCUCUCGACGUCAUUCCUGUGAAGGAGUCCUCCAACGCUUUGCCCAAGCCGAGCAGCAAGGAGCUGAACCUGGACUUGGAGGUGGCCAUGGAGAUUCUGGCAAAGCACCAGCAAAGCGUGGAGAGCUCCAUCUCCUACCUCAUGUCCUUCAUUGUCACCAGCUGGCGGGGGCGCGAACACAUGGAGGCCAACGUGCAGAACAUCAAGGCCGGGGCUGAACAAGUGAAGAACUCCGUGAAGGACCUGCUGGAGUUUGCGCGCGGAGCGGUGGCCAACUCCAUGCAAGCCACCGACCGCACUUUGUACACCAAGCUGAGCAAGCAGGUGCAGAAGAUGGAAGAUGUCUACCAGCUUCUCCUCAAGCACAGCCAGGCGCUGGACAACUGCAACUGGGCUCUCAACGUCUUGGUAAUAAACAAGCAGAACUCCGCCGAUGACCUGGAUCGGUUUGUGAUGUACUCGCGGGGCAUCCCCGACGACACCAAGCAGCUCGCCUCCUUCCUGCACGGCAACGCCUCGCUGCUCUUCAAACGGACAAAACAACAGCAGCAGCAGCUGGGCGACGUGAGGUCCAGCGUCCCUCUGCCUGGCCUCGAGAGUGGCAGCCACUCGACAAACAAUAACACCAUCAAUCACUACCAGACUGGCUCAACAGACAAGGCCAACAUUCAGGCAAGGCCCCUGCCCUCUCCACCCAGAUACACAGCUGAAGGAUGUCCAGAUACACAGUAUGACAACAAUGGCAGUGGCUGGAUGGAGGACUACGACUAUGUUCACUUGCAGGGCAAGGAGGAGUUUGAGAAAACACAAAAGGAGCUUUUGGAGAAAGGGAACAUCGUACGUCAAGGCAAAGCCCAGCUUGAGCAACAACAGGUUAAACAGUUUGAGCGGCUUGAGCAGGAGGUGACGAGACCGAUCGAGAACGACCUGUCAAACUGGACACCCUCACAGCAGUACGGCCAGCUGAAGAGCAGGCUGAGCCCCUCGGACAAGCAGCUCCUCUUGUUUUACUCGGAACAGUGCGAGCUAAACGUGACCACGCUGAUCAACGCCAUCGAUGCCUUCUUCACAUCCAUCAACGCCAACCAGCCCCCCAAGGUCUUUGUGGCCCACAGCAAGUUUGUGAUCCUCAGCGCGCACAAGUUGGUUUUCAUCGGGGACACCCUCUCCCGCCAGGCCAAGUCACAAGAGGUGCGCAACAAAGUCACGCACUACAGCAACCUCCUGUGCGAGAUGCUGAAAUAUAUCGUGGUCACGACAAAGACUGCAGCUCUACAAUAUCCGUCUGGCACCGCAGCCAAAGAGAUGAUGGACAGAGUCACCGAACUAUCGCACUGUACACAUCAGUUCAAGAUGAUGCUGGGCCAGUUAGCGGCCAUGUGAGGCAGGGGGGGACCUGCGGUUAAGACUACAUUUAAAGACUGAAAGCAAAACUCAGCUGUAAAUGGAUCAUUGUAAAUAUUGGCCUUCCACUUACCCACCAAGGGAAGAGAGCUUUUGUUUCGUUAGACCCCGCUGUUUCUUAUUAAUCAGAAGGAUAUUUAAAUUCUAAAUGCUGUAGUGGUUCCUGUUUCUCCUUUUUAAAUGUUAUUUUAACAUCGCAGUCGAUAAUACAAAGUGGAAAUAAUUUCAUUGUCGAUUUUAAAUUGCAAGCCUAUGUUCUAGUUUGAAGCAUCAUUAAAGGUGAAAGGAGGUUCACUAGAGCAUUGAAAAUUGAGCGGUUUUCUACUGUGACAAUUAACUGAGUCACUUUUUCAUUGUCAUGUAAAAAGCAAUGAAACGUCUCUGCUGAUUUUUAAGAGUUUUAGAAUUCUGUAUGACAUCAUUAACAGCCUCUGUGUGGAGAGACAAAGAGAGAGAGGAGCUGACAAGCAGGUGGUAAACGUACCUGUUCCAAUUGCAUUAUAUGUUUUCAAAACAAAAAUGUUAUUCAAAAGUUUUCGGAUGGAUUUGAAUCAUACCUCAUUCAGUAGGCAGUAUGCGUUCCAUUGCAUUUCAAUAUUUGUGAUUAGUUUUGCCCGCGCUUUUCAGCAAAUGCAAAUGAAUUGGUGCCUUGAAAUUAUGAAAAGCUUCUGUUGGUGAACAGAACUAGAAUCAUUUGCCGCCUGCAGUCACAUUGGAUCUCAAGGUGUGGGGAUGCAAAAAAAUAUAUAUCACUGACGGUCAGUGUCAUUUUAAUGACGUAUUUAAGUUUCUGUGUCUUUUAUACGAGUAGUGUAUAAAAAUCAAAAUCAUGUGUUCAACAUUUGCUCUGAAUAUAUUUGCAAAUGCGAUUUGUUGAACCGACCAAGUUGUGUUUCAUCCGAAACGAUGACUGGAAGAAGUAGGACAACUUCAUUUGAACUUCUUAACCAAAGACUGCCUGAGGGCAUCAGACUCUAUUGACCGUUUAUUGUUGGAGCUGCAAUAUAACAUCAAAAUUAGCUUCAGAGCUGACGGCCUUUGAUCAGUCAAUUACUGGAGUCCAUAAUCUUAUUUCCAUACACGAGCUAGGUAUCCCCCUUUACAUUGCAGAAGUAUCGUCGAGGAUUGCAGCCAUUUCUACGCACUAUGCUUCAAUGAGGAUGACGGAUCAUUUAUUAACCUUUAGUUAUCCGACCUGCAUGAGGUACCAUCUUACACACUCCCGAUUUUAUUUUAUAAUAGAGAAGAUUUUACGUACGUUUGAAAUUUAAAAGGCUGAUAUUUGAUGUAAUUGGAGGGUUAUAACCUUGUAAGCAAUGUAUCUUUGUUUGUAUAUGUCUGCACAUUAUGUGAAUAUAAGCAAUUGUGUCGGACAAGUGCCGGCCAAAGACUUGAUCUUGCUUCUGUGGGAAAAGAGAAUUCUGCAGCCAAAUUUUACUCAUUAGACAAGGGCGGAACACCCCCAAGCUGUGCACUGACCUGUUCGUGAACAGAAGAGGACAAUGUAAUCAAGCGAAUCUUGGCACAACAGCCCGGCAAUAACUUAAGAUUGUACAACAGAUCCAACAAACAGGUGGGUGCUGGAGAUUCUGCCCAGCAGUGCCAGAGUUUACACAGCUCUGCUUCAGUAAGUUAAUCAGUUAGAAAUUAAAUUAAAAGUUAUCCAAGUUAUGGGUUAAGAAUUGCAAUGUAAAAGGGGCUUAAAGUAAUUCUGACAUCAAUAUUCGUUGCUGGAGCUUCUACAGUCAUGCUGGAAACUCGUGGUAGUUUUAAAAUUAAAAAAAAAUAUUUUAUCCUUUAUUCUGUUUCUGAUCUUAACAUUUUGGUGAAACACUACUGUAAAUGUGAUGUAUUCUUUGCAGUGCUACUGGUUCAUAUCCAUCAGAAUGUUUAUUUCUCUCACACAGUGAUUGGUUUAGGGUGGCUGUUGACUUUUGUAUUAUAUUCAACUGGAUUUAUUUUUAAUUAUUAAACAGGCUUAAGAACCAUAAAAA
Molecule: messenger RNA, 5497 nt
Organism: Amblyraja radiata (thorny skate)
Lineage: Eukaryota; Metazoa; Chordata; Chondrichthyes; Rajiformes; Rajidae
Gene: bcar1
Product: BCAR1 scaffold protein, Cas family member
Exons: 6
Coding region: 585-3482 (965 amino acids)
Biological process (GO): cell migration; cell surface receptor protein tyrosine kinase signaling pathway
Cellular component (GO): plasma membrane; focal adhesion; cytoplasm
Molecular function (GO): protein binding
Source: RefSeq, a predicted model, not a curated record